This is a messenger RNA of Klebsormidium nitens, 2737 nucleotides long. Lineage: Eukaryota; Viridiplantae; Streptophyta; Klebsormidiophyceae; Klebsormidiales; Klebsormidiaceae. The record is from the annotation of a GenBank genome assembly.
GCUGGGGUCAGUGGGGACAAGAAGAGGACAAGAAGAGCUUCUGUUUGGACCAUGUGUUGCGCGCAGCGCCAUGCACUGGACUGCUGGUUUGAUCCUUGCUCAUCAUCUCGAGCUCCGGAUCGUAUGCCCCUGCUCAGGUUGAUUCGCUAGCACCAAUCGUGCUGUGAGCUGUAGUCUGUCAGAAAGGAGGGAGCGUUCUCAGGAAGGCUGAAACUGUACAGAUCCUGAGACAAUCAUGCCAGUGUUCAAGCCGCCUUGCCCGGACUGAUCAGCUCGAAAUCUGGGACAGGGUUGUUAUUGAAAAGUAGGCGAGCUAUUCCAACAUCCAUAAUUGAGAGCUUGGAGCUCUGAGGUUGAGCCGUGUUUUGCCCAGGAAAAGUCGAUCAGCGCUCUCUUUGAGAGUUCUGCGGUCAAUGAUGGUACCGGCUUGCAUGUUUAGUUUGCAGCUCUGGUUUGUCAAGCCACACCGCUGAGGGGCCUGAUUAGAUCCACUUCUUUUCGAACCUCCACUCUAGGGGCACUUCCAACUUUGUCAAACAGUCACUUCCACACUCAACUGCUCAGUCUUCAAAAGGGCCUUUGACCUCUGGUGACGUGCCAGAUCAAGUAUGGCAGCUUCAAGUGAGCCAGAUGCCCAAGAGGAGGCCCAUGCCCUUUUGAUCAAAGCAGAGGUGCAAAUGGCGGCGGGGCAAGUGCAAGCAGCUCUGGCCAUCCUGCAGGAAGUUGACAACCGCUUCCCAGACACGAAAGGGGCGCGAGAGGCUCUGGCGGUUGCCAAGGUUAUGAGCGCGGUUAAGGUGGGGGUAAAGCGUGGUUGCGAGUGUACACAAGGCGUGCAGAACGAUUUGGCGUGUGAUUGGUAUGCGGUACUGAGAGUGGAUCCGGAAGGGGACGAUGCAGCUAUCAAGAGGAAGUUCAGGCAGUAUGCCCUACACUGUCAUCCCGACAAGAACAGCAGCGCUCGUGCGGGAGAGGCGUUCAAAUGGGUGUCCGAAGCAUACGCUGCUCUGUCCGACCCCGUCCGGCGGGCCAUGUUCAACAAACAACGGGCGCUCCUCGCCGCGCCCUGCAUCGAUUGCAUCCUCCGGAAGAGUGCUGAGUUCGAGGAGAAGCUCCGGCAGUCGGUCAACGCAUUGCCGCACGCAAGGGUUGUGCGAGAGGGGGAGCGCAGUGCUUUUAGGAGGGACGUUCCUGUAGGGGGGGGUGUCUCUGCAGGGGAGUUUGGGGGGGGUGUGCGGAUGUCGGACCCUGCAUUUCAGCAGCGGAGGGGGUAUGGCGGCGGAAGGGUUGCGACGGAAAGUGAGGAGUCGUGGCACGAGAAGAGGGAGCGGUGGCUGCGGCAGCUGGACAAGUCAAAGGCUAAGGCCCAGGUCCGAAAGCAAGCAUGGGACGACAAUCUCCGCAGCUUCGAUGCCGCUUCCUCCACCCGCAAAGAAUCAGCCGCUCCUCAGCACCCACCCCUGUUCAAACCUAAUCUCAACCGGGGCCCUUGGGUUGCGACCAACCCGCUCUUUGCCUCUGACGCACCGCACUCCAGCAGCGGUGUUACUGGGCACCACCAGGCUGAGUCAAGCGGGAAUCUCAAAGGGGGUGUGCACAGUUGGGAAAGGUCAAAAAGCGUAAUUGAUAGGGAGAGACCUGCGCGGAAAGCUCCGCUUGUUGGGAGGUUUGCAGUAGAUGGAGAGUUGGCGUCCAACCUGGGGGCAGGGCUGACGUCAGAGGGGGCGGGGAUGACGUCAGAGGGGACGGGGAUGACAUCGGAAAGGGACGGAAAGACGUCCCGAGGGCCGGAGGUUAGCAGACCGGUGAGCGGAGGGUUCGGCCGCAAAGUGCCGCUUACGGGCGGAUUCGCUGGCAACCAGAAGAAAGCAGCGGGACACGACCCAGGUCUCACUCGUACAGAAAGUUUGGGAUCUAAAGGACCGUUUCGGACGGAAGAUCCCCCUUCGGACGCGAUGUCGGGCGUCCGAGACAUGCUGGAAAAGGAACGGGCGCUGAACGAGAUGUUUGCAAAACAGGCAGACGAGGGGCCCCUCGGGAAAGCGGUGAAUGGGGGCGUGCUAAGGCAACGGCGGGAUACGAACCGGAGUCAGGAGACGUAUGGAAGCCAGGAGGGGUCGAGGGCGCGCUUUGAGGGGCGGAAGACGGGAUGCGAGGGUGACAAGGCUCGCGCGAAUGAUCUUCCGGGGCCACUGUUUGGCAGCGAGUACCGGCGGACUGUAGAGAAGGAGAACGUGGCGGACGCACAGGGACGGGUUUAUAGUCUCUUUCAACAUCAUCGGUCAGGCAGUCCGUUUGUCCGACCGGAGUCGUUCGUCCGGUCCGCUUCGGACCGUCCGAACGCAGCUGCGGGUCCUCCGUCCGCUCACGAGCAGCUCAUGUCCACUCUGCGGCGGUUGAAGGAAGACGGAUUGGGUGCCGCCAACAGCAAAAAAGUUGGGCUCUCGUUUGGGGUUACAAGCGCCGCGACUAUGAAGAUGGAGGGUUAUGGUGCUGUGCAUCAAAGUCGAAAAGCGGAAAUAACUAGUGGUACGAGUAGUCUAAGCACGGCGGAGGAGUUGCUGCAGAGGUUGCGACGGAUGAGGGUGGACGACGGUGGGUUGGCUUGAGCGGGUGGCAUUGAGACUGCCCGUUUCUUUGACAUUUGCCGUUUCGGUGGAGACAGUUGACCUGAAUGUACCUCUGCCGGCUUGAACAGUACCGCGACUCGCAUGCACCGACAAACAUUUCAUAUGCA